Messenger RNA from Mesocestoides corti, 2316 nucleotides. Lineage: Eukaryota; Metazoa; Platyhelminthes; Cestoda; Cyclophyllidea; Mesocestoididae. The record is from the annotation of a GenBank genome assembly.
AUGGAUGCUGCGUCUGUAACCAGCGCAGCCCAAAGGAAGUCCAAGCUAGAGAGGCAACGCGAGAUUAUGCAAAAGAAACGCCAACAAAAGCGCGCCCUCGAAAUCCACGCACUGCGCACCAAGUCGUUCAACUCCUUGCUCGACACUAACCCCGUGAGUCCGAGGCUAGCGUUGAAGACGCCGGCGCGCAGUCAGCAGAGAGGCGUAUCGGAGAAGUUUGUCGUUGCUUUCUUUCCAAUUCCAGCUUACGAUGGACCGCAGGCCUUUGAAUUGGGCAAUCCAGACCUCCUUGAUCCUCCGAUUCAAAUUCUACGAGUUAGCGAGGACAACACUGAUGGUGUAGCUCGUUCUGAUAAAUCAGUGAGAUCAGCGUCUGCCUUGACACAACGGGUCAGUUCGGCGGAUGCAGCUUCGAAAACCGCCAGCACCUACCAGGCGAUCCACAUUCCACCCACUCGACCAAUGAAAUUGCCCCUUCCCGUGUCACCGUUGGCAGGACCUGACAGACGAGCCCUCGUCGACAUCCACGAAGGCGAGAGAGAGGAGGGGGAGGAUGGAGGAGAGAAGAAGAGGGUGGUGGCGACGACGUCUACGACACGGGAGGCCGGUGGACGCAGAACGAAGACCACGAGAAAGCGGCAACCUGCGGCCGCACUCAGACCGCACAGUGCUGCCGAGGCGAUGCAUAGUUCCCGUGGCAAACAGGCCAACCUCAUCGAUCUCGAUGAUGUGGAUAUGCUUUCGGUAGAGGCGUCUCCGGCCUCCGCGAUUGCUGAUUGGUCGGUCACACCUUCUACGACCAGUGGUGUGUCGUUCCAUUGGCGUGAAAAAACACAACCAGACAGCUCGAGGUACAGAGAAGUAAGCGCUCAGAAGGCGGGCAGGCCAGUGAAAAGGCGGGUUAAGAAACCGAGCCCCGUAGAGGCACCUAGUGGCCCGAAAACAGGCACAAGUAAGAAGUCGCAAAGAACCCAGAAGCCGGUGAGAGUGAGACGUCAAGAGAAACCGCAGUCUAGGGACAUUCCAGCCAGGAUUAACAAACGCACGUAUAGGCACGAAAGCGGUCUUCGUGUGGACUCCACGGGUGACAAGGAAUCCACAGAAGUGAGCUCGGUGCUCCACGAUACCCCACGUAAAUGCCCACCUGCUGAAGUGCUCACGGGCCCGCAUCACACAGCCAGCAGGCCCGUGAAUGUGGAUGGCGAAGCUGUGGAAUCGAAGACCUCCCCAGCACGAACGGUCGAUGGUGAUUGUACGAAGAAGAAGAAGCCUGGGAAGCACGAUGUCGGCCUGACGGCGGACGUUGUUUUGGAGGGGUCAAGCCAGGGUGUGGACAAGGGCGAGGAGGGCGUCAGGUCAAAAAUAACGCGAAUUUUCAACGCUGGGGACGACGUGGAGGAGUUCGUGAGAAGUCCAGCUCCUAAAGGCGUGACAGUUCGCUGCCGGAUAAGCCGUGACAAGCGUGGUUUGGAGAGAGGCCUCUUUCCCAACUACUUCUUGCACCUCGAACGCGAGGAGGACAAUCGACGGUUUUUCCUCCUGGCAGCGCGUCGGAGGCGACGCGCAGCAGCCAACUGCAACUACGCCAUCUCCCUGGACGCCGCCGACUCUCUGGACUCUUCCAACUCCGACCACAGCCUCACUGUCGGCAGGCUGCGUUCCAAUUUCCUCGGUACGCGCUUCGUCCUUUCUAGCUGCAGGAAUUACAACCGCCACGACACCUGCUGCUCAGUUUCUGGUGGUUUGGGCGACAACUCAAAGGAGAUUGCGGCUGUGACAUAUGUUAGUCAGUUUGAAUCCUUACAAACAAACCUCAGUUUUGUUUUAAUGGAUAAAACUAAGAUUUCAAAUGAUAGUACAUGUUUUGAUGACCGGUGCAGGUAUUCCGAUUGUGGCAUUUCUACCUGCAACCACGAGAUUUCAACACACCUGAUGUAUGGUCCACGACGGAUGACGGUGCUGCUGCCGAGGGAGGAUGAACAUCGCAACCCACCUAACCCACACGUGCCAACAUCGAGUACCCAGGCGAACCUCAACGAGGUAAAUGCUUCCUCGAGCGUUAUUGAGCUUCAUAACAAACGACCAAUGUGGAAUGAAGGAACGCAAUCCUACGUUCUCAACUUCCACGGCCGUGUGACGCAGCCGUCAGUGAAAAACUUCCAGCUGAUCGACCAGGAGGACGAAUCGAACAUCCUCAUGCAGUUUGGCAAAAUCUCCAGCGACGUCUUCACAAUGGACUACACCUACCCGCUGACAGCUCUGCAGGCCUUCGGCAUCGCGAUUUCCUCGCUGACCGGCAAACUAGCCUGCGAGUAG